UCGAGAAGCAGCCCAGCGGUGAGAGGAGGACGGCCCGUUGACGAGGUGCGGGACUCUGUUUCAGAAAGGUGGCCAGCUGUCGAUAACACAGACGGAGCGCGAGGACACCUGCAGCAGACACACACGCAGUGACGCACCGAGCCAUGGUGAAGAUCAGUUUCCAGUCCGUCGCGGGACAGAAAGUGGAGAAGGAGAAUGAUGGCGACAAGACCGAAAUCCUCAUUCCUCAUCCUAUGGAUGAUGAUGAGCUGGUUCUUCCCCUGCGGCCCAAAAAGUCUCCCCUCAAUGGCCUGUGCUGCCUGACGUUUGGCCUGGUUGUGUUCAUGGCCGGUCUGGUCCUUGCCUCCAUUUAUGUCUACCGCUACUACUUUAUACCUCAUAUCCCAGAGGAUAACAUGUUCCAGUGCAGGGUGCUUUAUGAAGACGCUGUGUAUGCCCCACUGCGUGGGCGUCAGGAGCUGGAGGAAAACGUCGGCAUCUACUUGGCCGACAACUAUGAGAAGAUCACUGUGCCCGUGCCUCACUUUGGAGGCAGCGACCCCGCUGAUAUAAUCCAUGACUUCCACAGAGGACUGACAGCCUAUCAUGACAUUGCUCUCGACAAAUGCUACGUCAUUGAGCUGAACACCACCAUUGUGAUGCCUCCACGCAACCUUUGGGAGCUCCUUGUCAAUGUCAAGAAGGGAACAUACUUGCCUCAGACCUACAUCAUCCAUGAAGAGAUGGUGGUGACUGGCAAAGUGCACAACAUGCGUCAGCUGGGACCCUUCAUUUACCGCCUGUGCAAUGGGAAGGACACUUACCGCUUGAACCGCCGCGUCACCCGCAGACGCAUCAACAAGCGCGAGGCGAAGGACUGCCACCACAUCCGUCACUUCGAGAAUACAUUCGUGGUGGAGACGGUUAUCUGCGAUGAAGAGUAAACACGACGGUUAUCCGUGUCAUCGCGCCCACCCAAAGGCACAUCUCCAGUCACCACCCCAGCCACUGUAGCAUCCUCCUGUGGAUCUGAUCAUGUCUGAGUUGCACUUAAGUUUUGAUUUUGGUUUGAUAUUUUCUUUAUUUCACAACCUGCCUAUUUUUUUUUUUUUUUCUCAAUUUUUAACAUUUCUAUUCCCCUUAGGUAAUAUUUACCGUGAAGUGUGAUGCAAUACUAAACUGCUGGUUCUAUCACAGGAUUUUCCUUGUAGCAAAGUGCUUUAGCCAAUAAUGAAUUACAAUUUAAAGACCUCUCUUCCUCUGGGGAUUCGUAUGAUGUUACUGGCGUCGGGGGAGAUGGCUGUCUCCAUGUGUCGUCAAGGAGACUGUACUGUUGUUGUUUUUUGUCCUCCUGCACUGGAGGUACUUUGUGUCUCUUAGUUGUGUUAACACAAUCAAGCAUGAAGCCUUGCUUCUCUGAGCAAACAUUGUCCAUAGAUUUCAGUAAUGACCUUUAUUUUUCAUGUUCUCUAUAAUGUAAACGUAACUGCUGAUGACUAGUUGCUUGCAUCUUUAUCCUCUUGCUUGCCUGCUGCUUCCUCGCCCCCCUAUCUGCUUUUCAUUUUCUAGACAUUCAAGAAGUUUGCAUUGGACAUUUGUCUGCAUUCACUUUUUUGUAUCAUAUUCCUUUGAAACCGCUUAAAGCCUGUAUUUAUUUUGGAUGCUCUUAUUCGUCAUCAGCUUUUUUCUUUUCUUGUCAUGCUGUUUUUCUUUCUUUUUUUUCACGCACUCAUCAAUGCCUUUGUGAGUCCUUUUAAAAUAAUGUCUUUGUUUUCCCUUGCAUGUGUUAAUCUCUAAUAGAAAAACAGCACUGUUAGAAUGUUUUGUAAAACAACGUUUAAAGCCUUAGUCCAGAGUCAGAGACUGGAUUAAAGUCCGUACUACUGAAAGGGAGCAUAUUAUACAGUAUGUUAGUCAAACAAAACCAACUUUGAUCUGUAUAUUUUGUCUGCUGAUGAAUCAUGAAAUCCGUCUGUGAAUAAAGUAGUGAAAAUAA
Plectropomus leopardus (leopard coralgrouper) is the source of this 1975-nucleotide messenger RNA. RefSeq names its product integral membrane protein 2C-like. Gene Ontology annotation, biological process: negative regulation of amyloid precursor protein biosynthetic process. Gene Ontology annotation, cellular component: Golgi apparatus; plasma membrane; extracellular exosome. Lineage: Eukaryota; Metazoa; Chordata; Actinopteri; Perciformes; Serranidae. The record is from RefSeq and is a predicted model, not a curated record. Gene Ontology annotation, molecular function: amyloid-beta binding.